Molecule: messenger RNA, 1860 nt
Organism: Clonostachys rhizophaga
Lineage: Eukaryota; Fungi; Ascomycota; Sordariomycetes; Hypocreales; Bionectriaceae
Source: the annotation of a GenBank genome assembly
AAAGAUGUCUGCGAGGCCCCCUCCGUGUCCUUUGGUGUCUCGUACGGGGACGAACCCAUCUUCACCAAGAGCAUUGGUUUAUGCGACGUGAAAAACGGACAACUUGCUAAUGAACAUACGUCCUACCAUAUCGGCUCAUGUGCAAAAAUCUUUACGUCCGCUGCGAUAGGGAUACUGGUCGAUGAAGGCAAGGUAUCAUGGCAGGAUGCGGUCAAAAAGCAUCUCGAAGACUUCGAUCCCGUGGAAGACCGAGAAAUCGGAAAGAAAGCUACCAUCAGAGAUGUCUGUAGACAUUCGACCGGACUGGCCAAUCCAAACGCGGUCUUUAUGGCCCCUCAUGGCGCUCCAGGUAUCAAAUCAGAGGAGUAUAUGAAGAUGAUUAACGCCCUUCCGACUGCGAAUGAGUAUGGGCAGCGAUUCAAUAGCUGGUGGUUCUACAGUAAUGCGGCAUACGGUCUACUCGGUUUGGUCGUGAAAGCUGCUGCUAAGGUGGACUUUGCUACGUUCCUUCGAACCCGCAUAUGCAACCCCCUCGGCCUGAAAGAUACCCUUCUCACUGAGCAUGACGUGACAAAUAACAGUAAUCUGGCUCAUCCAUAUGUCAAAAGAGAUGGUGAAUGGCACAAAAUAGAUAAUGGCCUCACCUCUGAGGAGCACAGCCAUACACUUCCGUUUCUUGGCAUACGCUCUUCCGUGAGUGACAUGUUGCUGUUUGGAGGUGCCGUGAUGCAUCGCUACGCAAAGGAACAGGAGAGCCAAUCUGAGAAGAACGAGACGCCUCACUCGGGUGUCUCCUGGUCCGACAGGCUCUGGGGUCUUGGACAGGCUUUGGGAUUGAUUGCAGGAUCCAAAGAAAAUCCUCUGAGACAGAUUUCUUACAUCUGGAAGUCGCAUUGGACUCGGCCUUGUAAUGAUGGCUUCGAUAACAAGACAGCCUACAUGCUCGGCUGGCUUCGCACCACCAUGCCAACAGCUGCUCUGCCGCUUCUCUCAUACAACUCCUAUCCUACAAAACCGGAGUACAUCAUCGGAAGAGAAUCCACACCUCGAGAGAUGUACGGCCACUCUGGAUGCACCAAUGGCUCUGUCGCCACCAUGUAUGUCAUACCGCAAUCUGGCUUUACCGUGGUAGCCUUGAGCAAUGCAGCAGAUGCUGGUGACGCAUCGAACAGCACUGUUCAGAUUCUGCUGCAAGCUAUUUACGACUUGGGCCCCAAGGUUGAUCUCGUCCUCUCGCUCAAAGACUCCAAGGAAAUGAAACUGAAGCAGCACGAAGACAUGAUCAGUGAUUGGAAGAGGCACAGAGAUGUCGGAAAUUACACCUGCCAAGCUGAGGAGCUCAUCGGAACCUACCAUGGCCUGGGGGCGUCUGUCAUCGACAUCAAGCAGAGCCACAAGUCCGACUCAGGCCUGGCAGUUGUCUUCGGCCACCAACCCGCAUCCAUGUGUCAACUGGACAGAUUUAAUCGAGACUCGCUUAGCUUCCUUCCCAUGGAUCACAAGGAGAUUUUGGAGAGAGCUAUGAUUGAUUGGGACUACUGGACUGUUGGCGUUUUUCGAUUUGUUAGGGAGGACGAAACUCAACCGAACAGCCCGAUCGUUGGGCUAAGAUGGAAAUGGGACCAAUAUGAGGAUUCAACACUCUGGGUGAAACAGACCGACAAAGACUCGAUGACCGACGACCAGUAUAACGCUGCCGCCAAGAAGCAUGGGAAGUUUUUGAAGGACCCUUGGGCCGAACUCGUCCCUCCCGCGAAUGGCAAUGGCCAUUGCAAUGGGAACGGCAACUGCAACGGCAUGGAGAAGGUUGGAGAUUAUGUUGCCUCUCAGACGGCCGAUGCAACUAGAACUGCUGCUUGA